This is a messenger RNA of Aphanomyces astaci, 4007 nucleotides long. RefSeq lists its product as hypothetical. NCBI's taxonomy places the organism in Eukaryota, Oomycota, Saprolegniomycetes, Saprolegniales, Verrucalvaceae. Gene Ontology annotation, molecular function: nucleic acid binding. Bases 166 to 3966 code for a protein of 1266 amino acids. The transcript has 3 exons. The record is from RefSeq and is a predicted model, not a curated record.
AGCGAGAGCAAGGAGAGGCAUGCCGGCCGAUCCUGCAUGAACGAAGCCACCAGGUCGAUGAACAGGCAUGCAUCUAGUACCGGUACAUAGUUGUCGAGACCCAAGAUUUGCCAACGCCAAAAAGCGGCGUCUCACGUCCACACCAACAGAGAACGCGGCGACAGCAUGAGCAUGACGAUGAACUUCAAGGCGGUCGCCAUGAAGGCACUGCUCGGGCUUGUUGAUGAUGACAAUGACUCGAGCAGCAGUGAAGCCGACAAGAACAAACCAAAGAAGCCGGUCAGUCCCAUUCGACGGAGGGCGGCGGUUGCGGCGGCGUCCAAGAGGAAGCCGGUGGACGAGUCUGACGACGACGACGAUGUAGGCGACACACGACCUACGAAUGACGAUUCUGAUGAAGAAUUCGGCUCGUCCAAGUCUCGACGGUCGAGGAAACGGCCGCGGACAUCCUCGUCGACGAGUAGUCACCGCGCCCAGGAUAGCUCGAAGAAGAAGCACCCAUCCCCCCAAACAGCGGCGUCAACUGCCGCUUCGACCGCCGUAGGCAACGACACGAAAGUUCUCACUAAAGAAGAGCGUCGGGAGAACAAACGCUUACGAGACAAUGCAAGCAAGCGGAUGAAGCGAGCGGCCGAAAAGGAGCGCUUGGAAAAGGAGCGUCAGGACAAGGCGGCGCGUGAGGUCGAGCACGCCCGCACGAAGCCCGAUGCGGACGUGACCUCCGCCACCGAAUCACAGGACGACCCAUCAUCAUCCACGCAAUCCUCCUCCCGUCGAAGUCAUGGACACGAUGAUGUGAAACAGGACAAGACGACGACACACGACGACACUCGACACAAGAAGCAGCCGCGCGCCGACUCGACCGACACCGCCGACGACGGCCGCCCUCCGUCGAAACCUUCCAACGGACACCUUCCAGGCGAGGAGCGGCGUCGGCACGGAGCAUCGAAGCCUCGAAGCAAGGCGCAAGACAAGGAAGGAGGCGACAUGCUGGACGAGCGACGGCGUAGACGAGGGGCGCCGGCAGUCCAGGAGGACGCCGCUCCGUCGACGUCACAUGGUCCUGCCCCUACUUCUCGUCGUCCGUCCGUGGAGGUGGAUGCCCUCUCCGUCAUGUUUCCAGUACCCGGGCACGGUGACACGGCUACAGACUUGUCUAUCCGACCCCUGUCCACGAGACCCCCCCCCGUCCCGUCUCCCCCCGCCGCCGCCAUCGUCAGGACACUCGAGCAUCCUCUGGACAAGACACACGAGCCAUCGACAGAGGCGGUGGUCGUCCCCGUGGAGAAAUCUAACGGGUUGCUGUCCAUCCCAUCUUCGACCAACGGAGAGACCCUUCAAGCCACGAGCGAUUCCAUACCCAGGAAUCGGCUGCCGGACCCCGCGGCGGCGGCAUCCGACACCAACAUCCACGUAGACUUUGGGUCCCACCAUCCCAAGCAUGAACAAGGAGAAGUGUCGGAGGCCAAGCCCAGCAGUGCGGAUGAUGCUGCCGCCGAAACCAACCCCGUGGGUAGUUCCCGUCCGUCCCCGAGUGUCGCGGUGCCCGACGGUGUACCCCCUGCCGAGGACUUUGUCAUUCCUAAAAAGGAAAAGGUGGUGGUGGCAGCAGUACCAGCUGGGAUUGUCGACGCGCAGGACGACUUGCCGAUUCCACGCCGCGGCAGCACGCCGCCUCCUUCUCGUGUCCGCCGACCGUCCCCGCCGCCAGUGUCGUCGUCGUACCCCCGGCACGCGUCCUCCCACAACUAUGGCAGUAGUCGGGGGACGCAGCCAUCAACCAUCGGACAUCAACCCAACGUCGUCACAUACACGGCGCCGCCGGCAUCGUCCGUGACCUUUCGGGACCUGCUCCACUUUGAAUACCCUGUCGCAGACAUCAAGUUUCACCAAAAAGUCACCCAGUACGGAUCCAUCGCGCGGUGCCUGCCGCCGACGUUCACAUCGUCGUCGGCGCGGUCCCAGCGCCCGCCGACCAAGUACGGGGUCCUGCUGCCUCCAUCUUCAUCCUCCUCUGCUCCGUCCGUGUACGAAGAGCCGAGAGCGUUUGGCCGGGGCAAAGGCUCGCACCGGACGCUGGGCGACGGACCCGCGUUCUUCGGCAUCGACGCGAUGUGUCCGGCGGCGCUGCGUCCGGAUCGAGCGGCACAUGCCCGGCAGGUCGCUGUCGAAGCCGACGUGGCCGACACCGUACUCAACACAAUCAGGCCGUGGACGCGGUCGUGGGUGCAGCGGCACCUCUACAGCACGACGUUCCAGCCGCUGUCGGCGCGGCACCGCAUCACAGUCCUCUUCCGCCACAUGCGAUAUACCCACCCCAGCGGCGGCAUCAUGUUCAACACCACCGGCGUGUGCCACGCGUACGCCAAGACGCUGGCCGUCCGGUUUGCCGUCGGACCCGACAGAGACUCGCCGGGUAUCGACAUCCCCCCCGACUCGUGGAAGGUCCUCCAGAAGUCCCGGUCGUCGUUCGUGUACGCCAAGUACUACUCGAUGGAGGACGCGCAGAUGGCCGUGGAUACGCACGUCGACGACGAUGGCCGUCCGGGUGUGAUCGUCCAGGACGCGUACUUUGUCCUCCCCCCGUCCCCCCCUCUUCCGCCGCCACCGACGACGACGACGGACGGACAGCACGAGCCUCGACGGAGGGAGGUGAGCCCCCCACGGGUACCAGAGACCCGUGGGUUGCCCAUCUCGUCAAACACGCCGCCGUUACAACUUCAGCCUCCGCUGCCUCCUCCCGACGACGAGGCGCGGCGACGGAUGGCAUUGGUACAUCCCCCGCUGCCGCCCUCGGACGACGAGACGCGGCGACGGAUGGCCUUGGUACAUCCCCCGCUGCCGCCUCCGGACGACGAGACGCGGCGACGGAUGGCAUUGGUACAUCCCCCGCUGCCGCCCUCGGACGACGAGACGCGGCGACGGAUGGCCUUGGUACAUCCCCCGCUGCCUCCCCCGGACGACGACUGGCAAAGCCGGAUGGGUGCUUCUCGGUGGAGCGACUCGACGAGGAAUGAGCCGACGACGACGGGGUGGGGGGGGGACAGUGCCCCUGCCUCUCGACACGAGCCGACGACAGCCCCGCCCCCCCUGCCUAAGGACACCCAGCGCCCGCCGCCGCCUCCUCCUUCUUCUUCGUCCUCUACUUUGCCUCAGCACUACAGCCGCCACGACGGCGACGGAAGUGGAAAGAAGGAGGAGGACGCGGUCAAGAGUCAAGACGAUUACCGUCGGAACCGCCGAGAGAGCAUGGAAGAAGGCGAAGUGGCGGCGCCAACAAGGGAACCCCAACAGGUCCUGCCCAGCACACGGGAACACGACGACGCGUCGGACGGUGCGGGCGUAGGGGACGCGUCGUCGUCGUCGGCACCUCCCCCCGCGGCGGCGGCAGAAGCCACGGCGCGAGAGCAAGACCGGCCCCUCCCUCCCAUCUCGUCCGCCGACGGAGGACGCUAUCGGUCGAGGGGCCGACGCACGACGUCGCCUCCUCCUCUUCCUCGGAGCAGCACCACAACUGGUCUCGACCAGCCCACCAAGACGCGCCACGUGUCGCCGGACCGCCGCCGGUCGAGUUGGUCGUCGGAGCGGUCGGCCAACUCGACUCGACCUGCCAAGGACUCUCGACAGCCCCGCCGGAGCGCCGAACGGGGGCGCCGGUCCCCCGACCCUCGACGUCCUCGGCGCAGUCGAAGUCGCGACCGCCCCCCCCGCGUGGUGAUGGUGACGUGCCCGGGCAUGAAGCGGGACGACGGCCUCGUGCGCGCCUUCUUCCGCGACUGCGGACAAGUGGACAACGUCGAGUGGCGAAGCGGCCCCCCCGACUACGCGUACGUGACGUUCCACACAGCGACUUCCGCCGCCGCCGCCCUGCGGCACAAGGACCGAGCGCUGCUGGGGGCGACCCCCGCCCGCGUGGAGCUGCCCCGUCGACUCAGCACACCCCAUGCAUUCAGUACGCAUAGGUGAAGGAGGACUGUAACCUAACACACAACCUUGUACUUACUACA